AUGGAGAAAGUACCUAGCAAGGAUAUUGAUAGGAUGAUGGCGUUUAUAAACCAUGAGGCAGAUGAAAAGAUAAAAGAGAUGAAAAUAAAGGCAAUACAGGAAUACAAUGCCGAAAAGGCAAGAAUCAUCAAGGAAGAGACAAUGAAAGAAGAAAACGAGUUUAUGAUGAAGCAAAGAGAAAUAGAAAGCAAAAGAGUGAUGACAGAAAGCUCAUUAGAAAACUUGUACAGGCAGAAGUAUCUGCAGGAGAAGGUGAAGAUUCUCAAGAAUAUAUACAGAGAUGUAUUGAAAGAAUGCUUAGCAAAGCCUUUAAAUGCACUGCUUAUUGAUGAAUGUAUGAAGAAAAUGGAGGAUGACUUUAUUGUGUACUGCAACAAUAAGGAUGUGGAAAUAGUGAAGAACCACUGUAAGGAUGCAGAAAUACGGGAGAUGGUUUCUGCCGGCACAGGAGGCAUAAUUCUCUGCUCGAAGGAUUACAAAUCGAUUGUUGAUAACAGCUUUACAUCAAGGUUAGAAACAAUCAAGAAUAUGUUUGAGGCAGAUAUAAAUAAAGUCAUCUUCAGGUAA
Molecule: messenger RNA, 567 nt
Organism: Ordospora colligata OC4
Lineage: Eukaryota; Fungi; Microsporidia; Ordosporidae
Product: putative subunit E of vacuolar ATP synthase
Exons: 1
Coding region: 1-567 (188 amino acids)
Biological process (GO): proton transmembrane transport
Cellular component (GO): proton-transporting two-sector ATPase complex, catalytic domain
Molecular function (GO): proton-transporting ATPase activity, rotational mechanism
Source: RefSeq, a predicted model, not a curated record